This is a messenger RNA of Emiliania huxleyi CCMP1516, 189 nucleotides long. RefSeq lists its product as hypothetical. Gene Ontology annotation, molecular function: RNA polymerase II cis-regulatory region sequence-specific DNA binding; DNA-binding transcription factor activity, RNA polymerase II-specific. NCBI's taxonomy places the organism in Eukaryota, Haptophyta, Isochrysidales, Noelaerhabdaceae. Gene Ontology annotation, biological process: regulation of DNA-templated transcription. The annotation marks the transcript as partial. The record is from RefSeq and is a predicted model, not a curated record. The transcript has a single exon. Gene Ontology annotation, cellular component: nucleus.
CAGUGCCGCGAGCGGUGGCACAACCACCUCAACCCGGCCAUCGUGACGACGCCGUGGACGGAGCGGGAGGACCGCAUCAUCCUCGCGGCGCAGGCCGAACUCGGAAACCGGUGGGCCGAGAUUGCAAGGAGGCUGCCAGGCCGCUCGGAUAACGCCAUCAAGAACUAUUGGAACUGGCAGCUUGGGCGC